UUAUGAACCACGUCAGAGUUUGUUACUGCCAAAAUUAAAUGGAAAAAUAACGGGGAAAACUGACUGCAUUUAUUGUCAGCUUUCAGCAGUUAAUGUGUUAACGGGAGUAAGACAGUUCUAUUCGGACGCUAGAGUUAAAGACUGCUUAACAAAUAUUUGAGUUCCUAGUAAGGCUGUUCUGUUCGGACGCUAGAGUUGAAGAGUGCUCAAAACAUAUUUGAGUUCCUAGUAAAGCAAGUUCUAUUUGGACGGUAGCGUUAAAAGGUGUUUACGAAAUCUUUUCGCUCCUAGAUAAACCCAUAAAACGCAAUGACGUCAAUUAACCUAAAGCAGCUGUGUGCUACUUGGUUUCGAACCCAAACCAACAGCCGCGUUAACGCACAAAACAUCAACUUGGACAACCUGAAACUGACUGUUGUUAGACGCCCCGGCCCUCAGAUUGUCAUCUCUAAUCCUCAGUGUGUACAGUAUGGCAGAACUCACACGGUUAGGAUAGGAUACGGUGAAGACGUUGAUGACACAUUUAGCGGUGUCAGAGUCGAACCGCAAGUCAGCAAUAAAGAAAUCCUGACGAUAACAAGUGGAUUAAUUCAAGGUGUAAAUAAAGGCGUGACCGUGCAGGUAGCUGAAGGGAAGUCAAUUGUAAUCAACCCAUGUCAACAGAGGGUGGUAUCGCAAGUAAAAGGGGGAAGGGCACCCGCUUUUGAAAAAAGGCCCAAAAACUGGAUGUGGCCAGACACAAAAUCACCAGUGGCCACCAUUACAUCAUCUUCUGAUAGCUAUUACACAUGUCGCUUCACCUGUUGUCUACGUCUGUCCGGCCAGGUGUUGUACGGCUGGCCAGUUGAUCAGGUAAACAUCAUUCAGAUCGUCAGGGAUCGCCAGGCAGCUAACGACCCCAACGCCGUGAUGUUCAGCGUGGACAGCACCGGGAUCACCUGGAGGGUCGAGGGUCACCUGCAGAUCCCAGGGGCGGGGAGCUAUGACGUGCAGUGGAGUUAAGAACAACCAAACGCCAGUGUUAUGAGAAUCUACAUUUCAAACUGUUACAAAAAAAAUCCAUUUUUUUUUCACUACAAUCACAGAUUGAAAUUGUUUUAAAUAAAAUGAAACAAAACAAAUUGUGAAACAUUAAAAUUGUAAAUACAAUGUCUUAUUCUUAUUUUUUUAAAUAAGUGUUACAGUAGCGCCCUGCGGGUAAGCAACUAAAAAUAAAACUUGCCACGCAAAGAUCGUAUUGGAAUUUGCUACUUCGUGAUCCUGACGAACCGCGGUAUCGAUACCUAGUUUCGUAUUGGUGCUGAACAGAGUAGUCGUUUCUGCAAUGACGUGUUGGGGUUUGUUUGUUAGUUACUGACGUAAAAAAACUAUGUUAGAUGUUUAAAGAAUCGGGGAAUUCUUAUAAUUAAAUAUAUCUUUUUCGAAGUAAAAUAGAAACAGUGAACAGUUUUUGUUUUCCGAAAUAAAAGCUAUUUAAAGUUGUUUUUAUUUAUACAGUGAUUGUGAUAUUCCCAAUCCAAAAAUAAAAUUCCCUGAGCCUAAAGUAGGCAAAAAAUAACCAUCGUGGCAGAAGAUUUCCCAUAGUAGCUUUGUGUUUGAUUCUCGUUGGCAACUUCAUUUACCUGAUAGAUUAUCGCGCGAGUGUUGGGUAUUUAUUAAAAGGUUCGAUCAUGUCAACAAAUAUCUUAGAAAUGUGCCGUCAGUGGUAUUACAAUCUUCCUGAAAUAAAGGGAUCAUGGUUUGCUGCGGCCACUGAGAUUAAUUUAGACAACUUACGGGUGAGUCUGGGGACGACACCAAAAUGGAUACCAUCAGCACCACGAAGCCACUUAAACCAAAGCUCAACAAGAUCGCUGUCUGUUAGCUAUGGGGACUACACCGGACUAACAAGUGAGAUUGUUGUUGAAAAAAAUGUGGAUGUUACUGAAAAGGUUACCCUUACUAGAGGAAAUAUUGGGCUGCAGAAAACUCUACGCUUGACUCUCCCAACAAGUUAUAAGACAAUUGAUGUUCACCUCUCUGAUCAAAGAAGAUCUUAUUCAGCUGUAGGACUUCAAAGGGCCACGCCAGUGAGCAGCAAAUGUAAUAACAGACAACAGGCUACAGCAACAAUCACCUCACCAGAAUCUUGCUACAUUGGUCGAUUUACUUGCUGUCUACGGUUGUCUGGAGAGGUAGUGAUCACGUCUAGAAGUGGAGUUCACCAAUCGUGCAUCGGAGAAAUUAUACGGCAGCUACAGGCUGAUAACAACUCACUUGCCAGUAUGUUUACUGUCUGUGGAAAAGACGCAGUUUGGAGAGUGGAAGGCGAGGUGGAGAAACGAUGGCACGAUGACCACAAAGUGUCAUGGGCUUAAAUUUGCAAUAUUUUUUAAAUUAGUUUGAUAUUAUGUACCGUUUUUGAUAUUAUAUGAUUUAUAUGUUAACGUUAUAAUUUAGUGCUUUAGAAUAUUUUUGAGACGUAUGCUUAUUUUAAUUAAAACAUGGGUCUUAAAAUUAUUAAGAUCUUUUAAAAAAUUGUUUAAUAUUUUUUUCAAAUAUAUUUGUGGUUUAUAGCAGCAAACUAAUAUAAAACAGUAAAAAUACAUAUAUUUUAAUAUUCUAAUAUUUUCUACUGACACAUAUACUGAAGCUAUGAAAUAUUUAGUCUUCAUUUGAUGCAUUUGACAGUAAUCUAACCCUAAAUCACAAUUUAGAAUAAACAAGUGACCGUGAUUUUGAUGUUUAAGAUUAGAAAAAGUUAUGUACUUUUAUUUGCUUUUUUUUUAAUUUUCAAAAUUGAGAAAAGAUGUUUUCUGUUCAAUAACUUAUACUGUGUAAAUGCGAUAGGUUUUUAUUUAUAACUAAGAGUAUUUUAAAAUGUGUUUUUUUUAAAAAGUGUUUAUUUUAAAUAUACGAGUUGAUAAAUAUUAAUACUAAAUGAAAAAUAUACGCAAACUUUUUAUGUACUAAAUAGUAUAGUGAACGCAUACACUGCCUUCAUUUAGUAAAAAGAAAAAUUAGAAACUUUUGCUUAUAAAGUCCCAAAAGGUCAUCAACUAACAGUUAAAGUUAAAUUCAUGUGGCCAUCAUGUGUAUAGCAAUAUGAUUUAUAUCUACAUAAAUGAAAAACAGUAUUUAACAGAAAACAGUAUUUUUUUUCAUUUUUUUAUACUUUACAUUACUACACACUAUCAAUGAUAAAAAUGUUUUCAAAAUUAUUUUGUGUCCUUUGACAAAUUUCUAGGCUUAAGUAAAUUAGAAUCUCAUGCUAACUCUUACUAGCAUCCCACUCGACUAAUUUUUUAUUUGACAAUGUUCUAUAUCAUUCUUAAAAGUCAUUGUUAUUUUCUUAAUCAUCAAAACAUAAUAUAUGGGCCUACACACUAUAAAACCAAAUAUAUUUGAGCUAGUAUUCUUAUUGAAUGUGUCUUUUUUGCUUAGGGUACUCAUUAUCGAUAUGACACUGAAAUUCGCACCAUGACACAGAACAACGACCAACACCUCAAUGAAAUUGCUGAAUAAAUGUCUCGUACUUAAA
Molecule: messenger RNA, 3520 nt
Organism: Physella acuta
Lineage: Eukaryota; Metazoa; Mollusca; Gastropoda; Physidae
Source: RefSeq, a predicted model, not a curated record